Molecule: messenger RNA, 2556 nt
Organism: Platichthys flesus (European flounder)
Lineage: Eukaryota; Metazoa; Chordata; Actinopteri; Pleuronectiformes; Pleuronectidae
Product: protocadherin gamma-A12-like
Exons: 1
Coding region: 1-2373 (790 amino acids)
Biological process (GO): homophilic cell-cell adhesion
Cellular component (GO): plasma membrane
Molecular function (GO): calcium ion binding
Source: RefSeq, a predicted model, not a curated record
AUGGGGCCCAAGAUGAGGUGCUUUGUGUUGCUCCUGCUCUGGCAAGCCGUGAACGGGGACGUGAGCUACUCGCUGCAAGAGGAGCUGAAGCGCGGAUCGCAUAUUGGGAAUAUAGCGAAGGAUCUCAACCUGGACGUGAACAAACUGUCUUUUAGAAAUGCUCGUGUUGACGCCGCAGGAAAUCGCAAACGAUAUUGUGACAUCAAUCUCGCUACUGGGGACUUGAUUAUUUCCGACAGGAUCGACCGAGAGGAGCUUUGUGGAGAAAAACUGUCGUGUGUCAUAAAGCGCGAUCUCGUUCUGGAGAAUCCUCUGGAGCUGCAUCCAUUCAGUCUACACGUUCAGGAUAUUAAUGAUAACUCACCGCAGUUUAAUGAAGAAAUUAUCAAUAUUGAAAUUCAUGAGUCGGCUGACAAUGGAGCUCGCUUUCUGAUAGAGGAGGCGCACGAUGCAGACGUAGGUCAAAAUUCAGUUCAACAAUACAGCUUGAAGAAGAAUGAUAAUUUCAUUUUGGCUGCCAGUGGAAACACACUCGAGCUUGUUCUUGAUAAAGAGCUUGAUCGUGAAAAACAAGGGGACAUGAAUCUGCUCCUUACAGCUCUAGAUGGUGGCUCUCCUCAGAGAUCAGGUACCGUAGUCGUACACGUCACUGUGCUGGAUGCUAAUGAUAACGCCCCAGUUUUUAGCCAGGCCCUUUAUAAAGCCAGUCUGCCUGAAAACUCUCCUCUGGAUACUGUGGUGGUCACAGUGAGGGCAACUGAUGCAGAUGAGGGAGUGAAUGGAGAUGUGACUUAUGACUUUGGACACGUUACUGAAGAUGUGAAGAAGGUUUUUAGUAUUGAUCGCAAAAAUGGCAAAAUAACAGUAAAUGGUGCAAUUGACUAUGAAACUGAUACAUCAUUUGAUCUGCGCAUUAAAGCAAAGGAUGGUUUAGGAUUAUCGUCUUACACAAAAGUAAAUAUUGAUGUAACCGAUGUGAAUGACAACGUCCCUGUAAUCUUUAUGAAAUCCUUGAUAAAUGCAGUACCUGAGAACGUGUCACCUGGUUCAGAAGUGGGCAUCAUUAACGUGCAGGAUGCAGAUUCCGAUAGUAACCAAAAGGUUCGCUGCUCCAUUCAGCAAAAUGUCCCUUUUAAAUUAGUUCCCUCUAUUAAAAACUAUUAUUCUCUGGUGACCACAGGGGAACUGGACCGUGAACUAGUGUCAGAUUACAACAUUACAAUCUCUGCCACUGACGAGGGCUCUCCACCUCUGUCCUCCUCUAAAACUGUUCAGUUAUCUGUAGCUGACAUCAACGACAACCCACCUGUGUUUGAGGAACAGUCCUACAGCGCAUAUGUGACUGAAAAUAACAAACCUGGCUCAACGUUAUGUUCCGUUACUGCUCGAGACCCCGACUGGAGACAAAACGGCACAGUGGUUUAUUCUCUGUUACCUGGUGAGAUGAACGGUGCCCAGGUGUCCUCCUAUCUGUCAGUUAACGGAGACACGGGGGUGAUCCACGCUGUGAGGUCGUUUGAUUAUGAACAGUUCAGGAGCUUUAAAGUCCACGUGAUGGCCAGAGACAACGGUUCUCCUCCGCUCAGCAGCAACGUGACCGUCAGCGUCUUCAUAUCGGAUGUGAACGACAACUCUCCUCAGAUACUGUACCCCUCCCCGGAGGGCAACUCCUUCAUGACCGAGCUGGUCCCCAAAGCUGUACACGGAGGCUCUCUGGUGUCCAAAGUGAUCGCGGUGGACGCGGACUCUGGACAGAACGCCUGGCUGUCCUAUCAUGUAGUCAAAUCCACUGAUCCGGGACUUUUCACUAUUGGUCUCCACAGUGGAGAGAUCAGGACACAGCGGGACAUUUCUGAAUCUGACAGCAUGAAACAGAACCUUAUUGUGGCGGUGAAAGAUAACGGACAGCCCUCUCUGUCUGCCACCUGUUCCAUGUAUUUACUUAUUUCUGAUAACUUGGCUGAGGUGCCAGAGCUGAAGGAUAUUUCUUAUGAUGAGAAGAAUUCAAAACUGACCUCUUAUCUGAUCAUAGCGCUGGUCUCUGUCUCCACCUUUUUCCUGACCUUCAUCAUCAUCAUCCUGGGUGUGAGGUUUUGUCGCAGGAGAAAGCCCAGAAUGUUGUUUGACGGAGCUGUCGCCAUCCCCAGCGCUUAUCUCCCUCCUAAUUACGCAGAUGUUGAUGGCACAGGAACUUUACGCAGCACUUAUAACUAUGACGCCUACCUGACAACAGGUUCUCGAACCAGUGACUUUAAAUUCGUGACAUCUUACAAUGACAACACUCUGCCUGCUGACCAGACUCUGAGGAAAAGUCCGUCUGACUUUGCUGAUGCGUUUGGGGACUUAAAUGAUUCUCCUGAGGUAGGAACAUGAUUCUUAUCAUGUGUCCGUGAUGUGUUAAACGUAAAACAUGUUUAGUAUUCUCUCUCUCUCUUUCUCUGUUACUCACUCACUCACUCGAUCACUCACUCACUCACUCACUCACUCACUCACUCACUCACUCACUAUCUGACUGUUGCUGCUCUCUUCCUCUGUCCUUGGUGCUGAAAAACUGAU